This is a messenger RNA of Penaeus vannamei (Pacific white shrimp), 629 nucleotides long. The record is from RefSeq and is a predicted model, not a curated record. NCBI's taxonomy places the organism in Eukaryota, Metazoa, Arthropoda, Malacostraca, Decapoda, Penaeidae.
GACAAGAUCUGCAGCGUCACCUCCUCUCCCACACUGGGGAGCGUCCCUUCCCUUGCUCGUUCUGCCCCUAUCGGGCCUCGCUAAAGGGAAACCUCAAGAAGCACAUACAAGGCCUUCAUGGCCAUCUAAUUAAGAGAGUUGAAAAUGAGGCAGUCUCCCCCAGUGCUCCUGUCCUCUCACCUCCUUCACAGAACAUACAGAGGGCGGGUGGCGUCUUGGCAGUCCGGGCUUGUGGCACACCGCCCACUCCUGCCAACCCCCUCUUCCCAGUCUGUUGCAGUUGAGUGCAUAACAUGUGGGAAGACCUUCUACGGAUUCAACCGCAAGUUCCUGUUAAAGCGACAUAUGAUCACUCACACUGGUGAAAAGCCUUUCCAGUGCCCACACUGUCCGCACAGAGCUAACUUGAAACAGAAUUUGGAAGUCCACAUUAAACGGAAGCAUAGGGAGCAAAUGCCUGCAGAUUACGUGCCUUCAAGUGCAGCAGAAACUCCUUGAAGAAGGAGUCUUUCAUUGUAUUUUUUUCUUUUUAUUUUUUACAUUAUUUUAAUGAUUGUGCAGCUUUUUUAUGUAAGAAGUGGUAAUGGAAAUGCGCCACUGGUGAAGCGGAAGGUUAAGUGUGCCCUGUA